Messenger RNA from Cordyceps militaris CM01, 4278 nucleotides. Its product is annotated as hypercellular protein HypA. NCBI's taxonomy places the organism in Eukaryota, Fungi, Ascomycota, Sordariomycetes, Hypocreales, Cordycipitaceae. Gene Ontology annotation, cellular component: trans-Golgi network. The transcript is spliced from 2 exons. The coding region runs from base 1 to 4278 and encodes 1425 amino acids. The record is from RefSeq and is a predicted model, not a curated record.
AUGAGCCUGGAUCCUUUACUCCCCAUUGCGCCCGCAAGGGUGAAGGCUCUUCUCCUUCCUGUCGGAAAAAUAAAGGCAGACAGAUUCGCCUCAUUUGUCGAGAGACUUCAAGGCGAAAAUGUGGUGUACUUGCGAGACAUCACCGCGGACAGCCGCCCGAAUAGGAACAUGUUCUCGCCUCUCGCGUAUCCGGACGGCGUCAUCCUCUAUGAUCUAAUCUCUCACGCGCCGCCGCCUUCACACCUGGCCCUGUCGCCCUUCGACCUCUAUCGCGAACCCCUCGUUAUCAUUGCGAUUGCGGACGGCAGCGAGCUUGGCGAUGCUACAUUCAGCAAACGACAUUCUUCAAAUGGCACCGGCCUUACAGCAACAGAGAGAAACCUCCGCGCUCUAUACCAAGAGCUUGAGGACCUUCGAGACGUCUACCCAAAGUCACUGGUUCACCAGGUCUUAGUCUUUGAUUAUGUACCUCUCUCUGGCGAGAUAAACAUCCCCGAAGAUUUAACAACGAUACCCACACCCGCGAAUUCGAAACGAACGACAAUGAAAUCAGUUAUGUGCAAUAUCUCCUCGUUACUCCUCGCAGAAAUGACUACACUGGCCAAGUCUGUCGAAGCGAUGACUUCGAUAGAUUCUCCCGGGUCAUAUGCCGCGAAAAAUAUGAGAGUGAAUGAUGACUGGUCCAAUGGGGCCCCGCGACGCAACUCUCACUUGCCACAACAUCUUAUACGGUCAAGCUCAGCGAUGAGCGACCGAGGGCAGUCUAGAAUGUCCAUGCCGCCUGUACCUACGCGAACCAUGUCCGUAUCGAGUGGUUCAACACCUCGUCCAGAAACUCCAACGCAGAGAGAAAGACGUGAUAGUUCUGUGCCGUCGGUCGACGGCACAGAGAGUGGACCCACUAGCUCACCAUCUUCGCCUGAGCCCAAGAUUCCCAUGGCAAGGAGUGGCGAUGGGUCGCGUGAUCCGAGCAGAGACAGAGUUUCAGUACAAGGUUUUGGACCUGGUGGCGCCAACGAUCGAUGGCGUCUCCGAGGAAAAGGUCGUGCUGGUGUUGUCAUUGGAUCUAUGUACUUACAGGCAGGUCGAUGGAGCGAUGCGCUCCGAGAGCUGAGCGAAGGUGCUCAAGUUGCGCGGUCGUUGAAUGACCAUAUUUGGCACGGAAAGGCGCUCGAAUUGAUCCUCAUGAACCUUUUCCUGCUUGGCUGGCUGAAUCUAGAGUUCCAGAUACCCAUUGUUUGCCUGCCAAUCCAAGAUCGACCAGCUUCACAGAAGGUUGAAGAACUUGUUGAUCCGACUCAACCUAAGCACUUGCGCAACUUGCAACUGCUGCUGCCUGAGCUUUUGGAUCGAAUUCUCAGUCUAUAUUCCAGAAUAUCAAGUGAGAGUCUGCCGCCGUUGCCGUUCUCGGAAACCACCAUUCGGUUUUGCAAGAUCUUGUCAUCGCUGCACGGCUGUAACGGCAUUCUGAAUCAAGAGUGUCUCAACAUGAUUGUCGUCGGAAAAACCCCCAAAGUCUACCUGACAACGUCUCCAAGACUCAUCAUCACUCCAAGCCGCCAACAGAUAGUGAACACACUGUUCAAGGCUUUCCCCUCCUCAGCUACCGAGCUCUUGACUACGGCAGACAGAGUCCAGAUUCUCAGCGGAAUUGCCGCCGUAUUAGGCCAGAUUGGAUAUCAUCGCAAAAAGGCCAUGGUCACAAGAGAGCUGGUGUCUGUGCUAAUUGGCGGUCUUGUUGAGGCACGCACCAAGGGGGCUGCCGAGGCAGGUGUGCAUCCUGCAGCGGGACUCAUACCUCUGGGUGCGAAUGGCGAGAGAGGACGAGGUGCUACAGUGUUGGAUCUUGGUGAAGCAGACGUUGAGCAAGGCAUAGAAGCCUUUCUGGAUCUGCUCUGCAGGUCUUACGGCGUAGUCAGCUUCGACCCCCUUGGCAAAACUGCCGACAUCCCGGACGUCAAGGAAGACCUGGACGCUGCCGUCAUUUCCAGAAUCGAAAGGCAGCUAGCUACACGUUUUUUCGGCUUUGCAGAAAUCAAGCUGAAUAUCUUGCGCUCUUGUAUCAAUUUUGCAGAGGCACUACCAGACUUCAAUGGCGUCUUGAAAUUCUCUAGCGAUUUGAUGCGCACAGCUGGCUCAGGUGUUGCGCCGGCGCUGCAAAAGGAGCACUCACCGCCGCUGAUAUUCAAGGAAGAACAAGUACGUUUAGCAGCCAACAUUUCUCGCACUUGGGCCCUUGCUCAGCGAUUGGGCAUGACGUAUCUCGAUGCCGAGUACUGGGACGAAUUCCUGGUUCGCGGUGUGGAGUUGGAGCCGUUGCCACUGACAAGGACACCAGUGCCGCAUGCUCGCAGUAUCCUGCCAGGUGCCACGGCAAGCCGUGCGUCCCAGGACGUGAACCCUUUCAUCUAUAAUCCGUUUCUCAAAGAGGCUGCAGAGUCUGCUGCCAAGAAUCUGGUUGCCGGCGAGAUUGCAAACUUCAAAGUUACGCUACAAAAUACAUACGAUAUCGAGGUCGAGAUUGAAAGCAUCCGGUUGGAGGCAACCGGGGUAGAGUUUGAAGCGCUGCCGACCCACGUUGCUCUGGGUCCCUAUCGCACCCAGACUCUCAUUGUUCAAGGACGACCGAAAGCGCCUGGAACCGUCGUUAUAAAGGGCGCCAUGGUGAGAGUACGCGGCUGCCGAGAGCGACUUUUCCCAAUAUUCACAAACUCUUGGACUCCCCAGCGUGCGGACAAGGUCAAGUCGAAAGGCCUGGCUUCUCUGGAUAUCGGACCUCCGGUGCCGAUCAAAGGCAGAUCUACUGACCAACAGCUCUCCGCGGACACAUUCAGCGUCAAUGUGGUGCAAGCGCAGCCUUUGAUCGUUAUCAAGUCAACAACACUUUCGCAGUCUUCCGUCAUGGUUCUGGAGGGCGAGAGACAUGUUUUUUCGGUGACUCUGCAAAAUGUGUCUGAAAACCCGGUUGACUUUAUGCUCUUCUCUUUUACGGACUCUACGCAAGGGCCGCUGCAAACGGCACUGAAUAGCAGAGAUGUGUCUGCAGCAGAAAUGUACGAGUAUGAGCUGAUUCUUAUGAAGAAGCAGGCAUUGCGUCUACCAAAGAGCGAGCCAAACCGGCACAUUGUGCCUGGUGGUGAAGCUACCUUUGAUUUCGAGAUUCUCGGCAAACCAGGCCUCACCAAUGCAACGAUCCAAGUCGACUACACUUAUCUGGGUGUCCCCAUUGAUGAGAUUACUGAACAAUUCUUUACCCGACAGCUAUCUCUGGAUUUGGCGGUUACGGUCAAUGCCAGCGUCGAACUAUCACGAAUAGACACCUUGCCCAUCCACGGCAGCAUUCCUCAAAGCUUGCUGGACCGGGUCGGUGGCAAUGCAUCACCCGAUGAUGAAGAAUACUGCUUGUUGUCGAUGGAUAUGCGCAAUUCGUGGCCGAGCCAGAUGACGAUUCGACUAGAAGGAAGCGACGGAAUGACGGCGGAGGAUAGCAUACUGCCUGGCAAGACUACGCGGCUUGUUCUGCCGAUCAAACGCAUGUUGCUAGAAGACCCGCACGCAUCGAUACCGAGCCUGAACCCCAACAAAACGAGGCAAUUCGUGGUCAGCUCGAGCAAGAUUUCACCGGACAUGGAGCGUGCCAACCGAGAGGCGUUUUGGUAUCGCGAAAAGAUUCUUGAUUCGCUGAAAGCCACCUGGAGAACGGCGUCGGUGCCGAGAAAAGAGGGUGUGAUAGACCUACGCAAUAUACGACUAACGACGCGCAUGAUUGAAGCAAUAAAGAUUGACGAAGUCGACAUUACCAUUUCCAUGGAGCCUGCAACUGGCGGCAAAACGGGCGCAAAGCCGACAACCGGCGCGGGUGUGGCAAUCAUUGACGAAUUCAUGAACUUGAAAGUACACAUUACCAACAAGACCAGCCGGCCCGUCUUGCCGAUGGUUCGACUGGUGCCCGCGCUCUGCCACCGGCCCCUCACGGUGGCGCUGGACUAUACACGCAAGAUUGCCUGGAACGGCACGUUGCAGCAGCUGCUGCCGGAGCUCAAGGCGCACAAGAGCCAAGACUUUGUGCUGGGCUUCACGGCGCUCUGUCGCGGCGAGUUUGAGAUUACGGCGUCGGUGGAAGAGGUGCUCGUCUGGGAGCCUGGGCAGGCCGAGAAGCAACGACACAGCAGACCAAGGUCUAACACACAGGAAGCGAUGGAUGCGGCUCUGGGUGUCACGCAGCGUCGGAUGUGGCACUCGCGACACCCGUUCCAAUUGUCUGUCAAGGAUGAGUAG